This is a messenger RNA of Cuscuta campestris, 4124 nucleotides long. The record is from the annotation of a GenBank genome assembly. Lineage: Eukaryota; Viridiplantae; Streptophyta; Magnoliopsida; Solanales; Convolvulaceae.
CUGAGUACCAUCAAAUCCCAAAAAUAUCAUCCCAGUCGCCGUUGCAUCGCUUCGACGGAGGUUCACUUGUGCGUCGCCGCCCACCGAAGUGUGCGACUCUUGCCUCUGCGGGCCUCUGAUUUCGGAAAAGCGACGCCGAAGACGCCACCGCACUGCGCCGCUGCCUCCCCCCUCCACGGCACCACCCUCCAGUAGUCCAGAAAAUUGGAUAGCAGGAGGGCAUUGGACCAAUAAAUAUGGACACCACAACUACUACUUUGGAACCUGAUAGUGUCGGCGGUGGCGGUUUGUAUAUACCUGGGAAAGAUCGAGUUGUUUUUAAACAACCCGAGCGCAAAUCACUUUUUGGGCUUGAUGUACUAGCUAGUACAAAAAGAGAAGGAUCUACAGUAGACAACUCAUUUAAAGUCCCAAAAGAAAGGGUAGCAUCUGUUGUGUCAGCUAUAGAUGAAUGUGAAGACACUUCUACUGUGACCGGAGAAAUAGAAGAUGGUCCAUCUCGUGGUUCACGUGGUCACACUAGUAGGCGAUAUCGUGAUCAUCUUGCUAGCGAUGAUUCUACCUCAGGUAUUACAGUAACCGUAGGGCGAGAAAACAGAACACUCUUAAAGCCUCUUCCUGAUGAACACCAUCAGGCUUCAACUCAUUCUACGGGAAGAUCAAGAAGGGAUGAUUAUAGGAGCAAAACUAGAAGGGACAGCAAUUAUGGCGAAGAUCAUCGGCGUAGGGAAUCAUCACGCAGUUUUGGAAGAGAGUACAAUGAUGACAGCAGUAGGAAACGAAGUAGAUAUGAAAGCCCCAGGAACACACACGGAAGCUCUAGCUGGGAUGAUGGCAACUCGGAGUGGGAAGAUACCCCUCGCCGGGACAGUUUUUCCAACCGUAAUAGGAGUAGCCAUUAUCAUUCUCCAUCGCCAAUGUAUAUUGGAGCCUCACCUGAUGCGCGACUUGUUUCCCCAUGGUUGGGAGGCCAUACUCCUCGCUCUGGGGCUGCUUCUCCUUGGGACAGUGUAGCUCCAUCGCCAACUCCAAUACGAGCAUCUGGCUCUUCUGUGAGGACUUCAGGGUCUCGAUAUGGUGGAAAAUCUAUUCGGGGGUCUGUUUCUACUAAUGUCACCAUGUCUGAGGAAGGAGAUGACAAUACACUUGGGUCUGAAGACAGCAAUCAUGAGAUCUCUGAAAGUAUGCGUCUAGAGAUGGAGUACAACUCUGAUCGUGCCUGGUACGACAGAGAAGAAGGAAGCAGCACGUUUGACAUGGAUAGGUCAACACUGUUUUUAGGUGAUGAGGCAUCUUUUCAGAAGAAAGAGGCUGAGCUGGCUAAAAGACUUACUCGAAAAGAUGGCUCUAAGAUGUCACUUGCUCAGAGCAAGAAGCUGUCACAGCUAACUGCAGACAAUGCUCAGUGGGAAGACCGUCAGCUUCUAAGAUCUGGAGCUGUUAAAGGCACUGAGGUGCAAACAGAAUUUGAUGAUGAAGAUGAAAGGAAGGUUAUUCUCCUUGUUCAUGAUACAAAACCCCCUUUUCUGGAUGGAAGAAUUGUGUUCACAAAGCAAGCUGAACCAGUAAUGCCUAUCAAGGACCCCACAUCAGACAUGGCCAUAAUAUCGCGGAAAGGAUCUUCGCUUGUUCGUGAAAUACAUGAAAAACAAAGCAUGCAUAAAUCUCGUCAACGGUUUUGGGAACUUGCUGGAUCAAAACUUGGUGACAUCUUGGGGGUUGAAAAAACAGCUGAACAGAUUGAUGCAGAUACUGCUGCAGUGGGUGAACAAGGUGAGGUUGAUUUCAAGGAAGAAGCUAGGUUUUCACAACACUUAAAGAAAGGGGAAGCAGUGAGUGACUUUGCAAAAUCCAAAACAAUCUCACAGCAGAGGCAGUAUUUGCCCAUAUUUUCUGUUCGCGAUGAGUUUAUGCAGUACCUACAUGAAGAUGGCUACACAAAAAAUGGGAUAGUUGGUUGCACUCAACCAAGGCGUGUAGCAGCUAUGAGUGUUGCAAAAAGAGUUAGUGAAGAGAUGGAAACUAAGCUUGGAGAUAAAGUAGGAUAUGCUAUUCGUUUUGAAGACGUGACUGGCCCAAACACUGUUAUCAAGUACAUGACAGAUGGUGUGCUUCUGCGGGAGACACUGAAGGAUUCUGAUCUUGAAAAAUAUAGUAUCGUUGUAAUGGAUGAAGCGCAUGAGAGAUCAUUAAACACUGAUGUGCUGUUUGGCAUACUUAAAAAAGUUGUUUCCCGGCGUCGUGAUUUUAAGCUUAUUGUGACAUCUGCCACCCUAAAUUCACGUAAAUUUUCUGACUUCUUUGGGAGUGUACCGAUCUUCAACAUCCCAGGGAGAACGUUUCCCGUUCAGCAUAUGUACAGCAAAACCCCUUGUGAAGAUUACGUGGAGGCUGCUGUAAAGCAGGCUAUGACCAUCCACAUAACUAGCGCUCCCGGUGAUAUACUCAUAUUCAUGACUGGUCAAGAUGAGAUUGAAGCUACAUGUUAUGCACUUCAAGAACGAAUGGAACAGUUAGUCACCUCAACUAAGCAGGCUGUACCCAAGCUACUUAUUCUUCCCAUUUAUUCCCAACUGCCUGCCGAUUUGCAGGCUAAGAUCUUUGAUAAGGCAGAAGAAGGAGAACGCAAGUGCAUUGUUGCCACAAACAUUGCUGAGACAUCCUUAACGGUUGAUGGGAUUUUCUAUGUGAUCGAUACCGGUUAUUCUAAGAUGAAGGUGUACAAUCCACGGAUGGGCAUGGAUGCUCUCCAAGUUUUUCCGGUCAGUCAAGCAGCGGCAAACCAGCGAGCUGGGCGGGCCGGCAGAACUGGGCCUGGAACUUGCUACCGACUCUACACUGAAAGUGCAUAUCAGAAUGAGAUGCUUCCAAGCCCCGUACCCGAAAUCCAGAGGACAAAUCUUGGGAAUGUAGUCUUACUGCUCAAGUCUCUCAAGAUCUCAAAUUUGCUGGAUUUUGAUUUCAUGGACCCUCCUCCUCAGGAAAACAUCCUCAACUCCAUGUACCAGCUGUGGGUAUUGGGUGCACUUAACAACGUCGGGGACCUGACUGAUAUUGGUUGGAAAAUGGUGGAGUUCCCGUUGGACCCACCUCUUGCCAAGAUGCUUCUCAUGGGUGAACAACUAGAAUGCUUGAAUGAAGUUCUCACCAUCGUGGCAAUGCUUUCGGUACCCUCAGUUUUCUUCAGGCCCAAGGACAGGGCAGAAGAGAGCGAUGCUGCUAGGGAGAAGUUCUUUGUGCCUGAAUCCGAUCACCUCACACUCCUCAAUGUGUACCAACAAUGGAAGGAAAAAAAUUACCGGGGCGAUUGGUGUAAUGACCAUUUCCUGCACGUCAAAGGCCUGCGCAAGGCCAGGGAGGUCAGAUCCCAGUUGCUGGAUAUACUCAAGACCCUAAAAAUCCCACUCACCUCAUGCGGACCGGACUGGGACAUUGUGAGAAAGGCAAUCUGUUCUGCAUAUUUCCACAACUCAGCCAGGCUAAAGGGUGUGGGUGAAUAUGUGAAUUGCAGGAAUGGAAUGCCUUGUCACCUGCACCCCACCAGUGCACUCUAUGGGUUGGGUUACACGCCAGACUACGUCGUCUAUCACGAGCUGAUCUUAACAACAAAGGAGUACAUGCAGUGCGUCACGUCAGUGGAGCCCCAUUGGUUGGCAGAGCUGGGCCCCAUGUUUUUCUCUGUCAAGGACUCGGACACGUCCAUGUUGGAACACAAGAAGAAGCAGAAGGAAGAGAAAACUGCCAUGGAAGAAGAACUUGAGAACCUGAGGAAUGUGCAGGCUGAGAAUGAUAGAAGAAAGAAAGAAAAGGAGAGGGAGAAGAGAGAGAAGCAACAGCAACAGAUUUCAUUGCCUGGCUUGAAGAAAGGUUCUUCUACUUACCUUAGGCCAAAGAAACUGGGUCUCUAAAAUGGAGUGCCAUUUUUUCCACAUAGUUUCUUACCUGGGAAAAAAAAAGUUGAUCUUGAGAGAUUGAUUUACCCUAAACGAGUUUGACUGGUGUGGUUCGGGCGUAGUUUUUUGAACCAAAGAGAGACCGUGCUGUCAUCGGUCGGAUCGUGGUCGAACAAAUUGUCUUGUAAAAUUAGUAUAUGAAAUGUAAAUUCCUAUGCAAUAGCCUUUUUU